Boeremia exigua is the source of this 2749-nucleotide messenger RNA. Its product is annotated as fungal-specific transcription factor domain-containing protein. The record is from RefSeq and is a predicted model, not a curated record. Gene Ontology annotation, biological process: DNA-templated transcription; regulation of transcription by RNA polymerase II. The transcript is spliced from 2 exons. Lineage: Eukaryota; Fungi; Ascomycota; Dothideomycetes; Pleosporales; Didymellaceae. Gene Ontology annotation, molecular function: DNA-binding transcription factor activity, RNA polymerase II-specific; RNA polymerase II cis-regulatory region sequence-specific DNA binding; zinc ion binding. The coding region runs from base 28 to 2562 and encodes 844 amino acids. Gene Ontology annotation, cellular component: chromatin.
AAUCUCGUCCUCGACAGAGUGUGACUCAUGUCUGAUGAAGGUAGCAUUGCAGCCAGUUCGAGACUACUGGCUUGCCAGCAAUGCAGCAAGAGCUUCACACGUCCCGAAAACUUGGCGCGGCACAUGAAGACACAUGACACAGUUCGAAAGCAUUGCUGCCAGGUGUGUGGGAGGCAAUUCACUAGGAGCGAUCUGCGGAGGAAGCACGAACUGCUUCAUGGACGAGCCACACCUUCUAGGGUUGCGUCGAAGUCACGGCGAGCUUCCAUAACUGCAUCGAACCGUAAUGACACGUCACCGCUGCACAUGCAGAGCGGGACGUCGGUUCCCCCUUACUAUGGUGACCCAAGCGUCGUCAUUUCCGUGGAUGGGGGUGAAGUAAAUGCAACUAUGGAAGCGCAAUCACUGGCGGCAUCACUUGACGCGGACCCCGUCAACAUCCCAUGGGCCGAGCAAGUGGAUUUUGAUCCCUACUUUGAUUAUACAACCUUCGCAAGACCUUGGAACUAUCAAUCAAGCCAGACUGUCGAAAGUUCCGACUGGUUCUCGUCGCAGUUCUUCGCGGCACUCCGGGAGACCGAUCUUGCAUAUAGUCCACCCAUCGAGACGUGGAGCAACAACAACUACGCCCCAACCAACACGAAUAACCUAGGUACAUUGGGAUAUCACGAUGGUAUUUCAUCAGCUUACUUGCUGAAAGAAGGCAUAGACUUGCCAAGCGGUGGUGAGCUGUCACGUAGUACAGCACCCGAUUCACACAUAGAUGCAGACCUUGAGGGUCCUUCAGGACAAACAUCUCGAGGUUCUUCUCCCCCAAACGAAAGUUCACGUGAGGAUCGUCACCCCUUUGCAUGGAAUCCGCGAUCAAAACCGAUUACGAAGGCGAAGCCUAUUGUACUUGCGGCCAAUGACCCAAUCUUCGCGAGCAUCGAUGAGAAUGUUCGGAUCACACAAGUAACCCUGUCUCAAGUUCAACACUUUCUACGCCCAAGACAGCAAUCUGGCAGCGAAGAUUCCUUCACGUUGCCUGCAUUAUCUCUCGUCAAUGUUUUCAUUAGUCUCUUCUUCAAUAAAUUCUUGCCUCAAGCACCAGUCCUGCACCGGUCGACUUUACGAAUAGAGACUCUUCCACCAUCCCUUCUAUCAAUAAUAAUGGUCGUCGGCUCAUGCUAUAGCCGUCUACGUCACACUAGAAGAUUUGGUAUCAUCGUUCUAGAUCGUACGCGGCAAAAUCUUCUGGCCAUGAUAGAGCAAGACAACAGUCUCAUGCGAGAACCAUCAAUCAUCUAUGCUGUUGCACUGGCAUGCUACAUGGGUCUUUGGUGCGGUAACAAACGCGCGUUUGAACUUUCCGAGGCUCUCCGCGCUGUAGCAGUGACAUACAUCAGACGUUUGCCGGAUAUUCACGAUCGCCAAGAACAUGACCUUUACCACGCUCAAUCGAACAACGCAGAUGGGGAGACAUACUCGGCGACAAGUUCGAGAUCGCCAUCUACCCUGGAGUCGCAAUGGCUGGAUUGGGUAUCCAAGGAGAGACGGAAGAGAUUACGUUGGUUCGUGUACAUGAUGGAUUCACAAUUUCCUGCCAUUCUUGGUAUGAGCAGUAUGUUGACUACAGCGGAUAUCAGGAGGUGGGAAUGCCCUUGUGACGAAGACUUCUGGAACGUGGCAACUGCAAGAUCCUGGAAACAUCGACUUGGAUCUGCUUCUGAGCCUGCCUGCUCUGUGUUUGGCCCACUUGUCGCCUCAGUAUAUUCGACAUCAGGACCAGCAAUCCAGCAAGCAGUUGUAGCAAUACUCCCCAGUCUCAACUCGUGGAGCGCAAGUCUUCUCUUGACUGCCAUCAUGGCGGAAGUCUAUCACUAUCAAGACAUGCUCGUGGUUUUACGUACAUACGACGAAGAAUAUGCCUUGUCAGAAGGAUCUUCUCGCGAAGAUUUUCGCGCAGUGCGCUUGAUCGCUAUGUUAGAAGCCUGGAGCUGUUCGUACCAACAGCUGCAGCCUCCUCGUCGGGAUGCAACAUCGGCUCAUCUAUGUCGCUGUUCCACUAUCAUGUAUCACUUGGCUCGAGUUUACUUAUAUUUUCCUGUCUCUGACAUACAGGAUUGUCUUGGGAGAUCUGGGCUCACGAGUGCCAAGGCGGCGAUGAGCAGACUGAAGUCCUGGAUCGCUCAGUAUCCGGAAAAGGCAAGCCACGUAAUGGAAGACGCUUCUCAUUGCAUUAGCAUUGUCAUGUCGAACCAAGGCGAAAGUGACCCUUACGACAUAAUUGGACUCUUUCUGUGUCACGUUAUCAUCUGGUCGUUUGCGCACGUAGCAUCUGCACCACAGAAGGAGUCCACCCUUCGACUUUUACGUGCGAACUCUGCCAUUUCAGGUUCCGUGCUGGAUGUCAUCGAAGCUGGAUUUGCGUCUAACAAUUCCGAAGCCACAAAUGGAGUCGAUGCACCACAGUUGAUCUUCAGACACGCAAUUCAGGCAUUGGUACAGCUAGGAGAUUGGGGUGCAUCAUCGAACCUGGCGUUGCUACUGCAUCUGCAUCCGGGUAUAUCCAUGUCAUAGGUAAAUCAAUCACGGUACACGUGUUCGAGGCCUGUGUCGAAGUGUGGCGAAAACUCAUGUCCGUCCACCCAAUAGUCCACUACGUCCACCCGAGUGACUAGCUCCGCCGCUCGGCUGUGUCACUCGGUGUUAGAACUUACUCCAGAUGCCACCUCCGCCUCCACCUCACAAUACCCCAGAUCUACGU